GGUCACUAUCCAAACCGCGUCCCUCAUUCAUCUGCCGAGAGAGAGAGAGAGAGAGAGGGAGAGUAGGAGUAGGAAGAAGUAGAAGAAGAAGAUGACGAGGUUGGGUGUCGAGGAUGAGGAUAUGGAUGAACCAAAUCCAGAUAUACACGCCCUCUUUUGUUAUUACAACAUCCUGUACUUUGACAACGCUCUCGGCGCUUGUAUCCUCUCCUGGAGCUCCAAGCGCAUGACCCUGUGUGCAGGUGUUUGUCAUUAUCUAAGUGGUGGCAGCUGUGAAAUUCGCCUCUCAGAACCUUUGUUGAAAUUUCGUUCAAGUGCAGAUCUCAAGAACACCUUAUUACAUGAGAUGAUUCAUGCAUACUUGUGGAUUAAGAAUAAGAACAAGGACCACAGUGAUCAUGGCCCAAGCUUCCAGAAAUUGAUGAAAGAAAUAAACUCUAGCUUGGUGAUUGAUCAUCAGAGACCGGAUGGUGGCUACAACAUUACUAUCUACCACUCGUUUAAUGAUGAAGUUGAUAGCUACAGAGUUCACCACUGGAAGUGCCAAUCCUGUGGAGAUCUGAUCAAGAGGGCCAUGAACAGAGAGCCUUCAUCUAGUGACUGUGUUGUAAAGGCCAGCCACGAAGGGUUUUGUGGCAACUCCUCUUGUCAUUGGCACAUACAUAAGAUGUCAUGCACUGGUAAUUACAAGAAGAUUGCUGAGCCACCUGGGUAUAAGGACACAAAAAAGGGCUCAAAAGGUAAGCCUGAAUGUCAAGGCAGAAAAUCUCAAGUGCCAACCCAAUCAACUAGAAAGAGUGCUCGGAAAGCUUAUAAAGAAGAGGCAAGUAAGGAUAAAUCAGAUUUCCUGAAAUCGAAUACAAUUGACACCUUUUACCCUAGUAAAGUAAAUAGGAAUACAGGCAGCCCUUGUCCAUGUAGUGACGAUGACCAAGCAGUACCUGUGCAAACAGCUGAGCCAAGGAAGAAGCGCAAAUCUGCUCAUGUAGAAAGUAAUGAAUCUCAAAAACAUGAGAAUAACUAUGCAGUUAUAAUUAACUGUAAGCGAUGGUAUGCAAAUGAGGAGGAUGAAGAAUACGUUGAGCCUCUACACAAUAAAAGAAGUGAACGGCGGGCGAAACAGAGGCUCUUGAAGAAUCUGACUGGUGUUAGCGUUGAGGUUGAAGCUACAGAUGAUGCCUCCCAUACAAGUGGUAAUACAGGCAACAGCAUCUCACCAUGGCUUUUCAAGAGCCACAGUAUUCCAAGUGAAGGUAAAGAGGAAUGUGAUACAAGUAUAAACAGUGGGAAAGGACAUACACAGGUGUUUGGGGCUGAAGAUGUGAAUGAUGGUAUUGAUCACUUUCAGAAAGGUCUCCAUACGUGCGAUGAGGAUGACGAUGAUGAUGAUAUGCAUUUGGAUACAUGUCAGACACGUCAAGAGUUUGCAGUGGGCUCAUCAACCUUGAAUUAUGGUCCUGUGACUUGCCAAGGUUCAGCUGACGUUUCAGGUGAUUGUAGAAAAACUACACUAGGCAGGGAUGGUGAUAGCAUCGUUGAUGUAUCCGAUGACUGAUCAGUCCCAAAUAUAGUUUUGACCUCUUCUUUUAUUGGAAAGGAUACAUGGUUUUUA
Molecule: messenger RNA, 1612 nt
Organism: Magnolia sinica
Lineage: Eukaryota; Viridiplantae; Streptophyta; Magnoliopsida; Magnoliales; Magnoliaceae
Exons: 7
Coding region: 92-1555 (487 amino acids)
Biological process (GO): DNA damage response
Cellular component (GO): nucleus
Molecular function (GO): metalloendopeptidase activity; single-stranded DNA binding; polyubiquitin modification-dependent protein binding
Source: RefSeq, a predicted model, not a curated record